Kluyveromyces lactis is the source of this 2067-nucleotide messenger RNA. It is a transcript of the gene STB5, whose product is annotated as Stb5p. Gene Ontology annotation, biological process: DNA-templated transcription; positive regulation of transcription by RNA polymerase II. Bases 1 to 2067 code for a protein of 688 amino acids. Gene Ontology annotation, molecular function: sequence-specific DNA binding; DNA-binding transcription factor activity, RNA polymerase II-specific; zinc ion binding. NCBI's taxonomy places the organism in Eukaryota, Fungi, Ascomycota, Saccharomycetes, Saccharomycetales, Saccharomycetaceae. The record is from RefSeq and is a predicted model, not a curated record. The transcript has a single exon.
AUGGGGACAGAAACGGAUGGAGGAGGAGAGAUUUCUGGUCCGAACAAGAAGGCAUCGCAUUCCUGUUCACGAUGCAGACGGUUAAAGAAGAAAUGCUCCAAGGAUUUGUCGACGUGUACGAACUGUGCGAAGGCAAAUGAGCCUUGUGAUUAUCCUGGAAGGGCACCUCGUCGUAAGAGGAAAGAGAUAGAAGAAGCGAUGUUACUCGGAGAGUUGUCGAAUGAUAGAACGAAACGGGUUAAAAGUGGACAGCAGCCCAAUAAGAGCAAUACGAAGCCGGAGAUUGUUGCUACGGAUGUGAGCCAGCGUGGCGGGAACGAUAUUAUAGAGCCAGGGUUGAGAACUCCGCAACAGUCGUUAGUUUCAGCGAGUUCCGUGGCCUCGUUCUUGAAUCUCUUGAAUACGUUAAAUCACACCAACGGAUCAACGGUGAAUGAGUCAAAUAUGCGAGAGGAAAAUAGCAAUAUGCCACGUCCGGUGCAGCGAGUCCGUUCUCAGCACGGUGUCAUGCCCGACAAGGUGAGUGACAGCUCCAAGGAUGAGAGCAGAGCGGGCGAAGGUACCACUGCUGGUACAGGUAAUGGAAUCAAACAAGAACGCAGUGAUGCGGUCGCAUCGCAUGCUGGACUCACAGAGCAUGAGAGGCACCGGUCUGAAUCUACCCCCAUUACCGCGUCUGCUAUUCAGAUUGAAGCUGUUUUGUCCGUGUUUAAAGGUGGGAGAACAACGCCAAUGAAGAUGCCGUUGAACAUCGAAAGACCUCUUUACGACCGUUUUAUCGCUGCGUUCUUUAAACAUAACCAUAAAUCGUACCCGUUGAUGAACAAGAUAGAGUUUUUGAAUAAAGUGUCAACGAUAAGAGAUUUCAACAAGUUACCUGAAGAAGAGAGCAACGCCUUUGUGUUCCAGUUGCACAUGAUCAUGGCUAUUGGAUGUACCACUUUACAAAGAGCAGGAAUGUUAACAUCGGAGGAAGAAGGGUUGAGUGAACAUUUUGCAUACUUGGCCAUGAAAAACUUCUGUCCCGUGAUGCAUUUACAGAACCUUGAGACAAUCAAGUGCUUAUUACUAUUGGGUAUAUAUUCAUUCUUCGAACCGAAGGGUGUUUCCUCUUGGACCAUCAGUGGAUUGAUAAUGAGACUAUGCAUUGGAUUUGGUUUGAACCGUGCAUUAACACCUAAGAAAUUGAAAACGAUGUCAGUUAUUGAUGUAGAGAUGAGAUACAGAGCUUUUUGGGCAUUCUAUUCGUUCGAACGUCUAGUUGCGACAUCCUUGGGUAGAAUAUCCUGCCUAUCCGACGAUGAUAUUAGCGUUCCACCACCAAGAGCUUUAUUUGAAGAAGAGAAGGACGAUAUAGAAGUCACCAACAUGAUGAUAAGUUUAAGAAGAAUCGGAGGGCGCAUUUACAGGAAAGUGCAUAGCGUCGGAGCUGCAAGAAGAAAGCUUAAUGCAGAAGAAAAGAAAAAUGUGAUAGAUAAGUUACGCCAGGAAUUGGAUGAGUUGUACAAAUUAGAGACUUUUAAGAUUCACAGCGCCAAACAAGAAACAAACAAUAUAACGUUCCACCAUUCAGAUACAUGGCUCUCCAUGAGGUAUUACCAACUACAGAUCAUGAUUUAUAGACCAAGUGCUUUGAUACCAAAACCCGCGAUGGAUUCUCUAACUAUUCUGGGGGAUGCAUGUCUCAAAUCCUUGAAAUACACCUAUAACUUAUACCAGAAAAAGUUAUUACCGUUAAAUUGGAUCACUUUGUUCCGUGUACUCACUAUAUGCAACACUAUGCUCUAUUGCUUAUGCCAAUGGUCCAUCGAUAUCAUUGAAUCCAAGAUCGAAAUACACCAAUGUAUUGAAGUGCUUCGACACUUUGGUGCCAAAUGGGUAUUUGCAGCCAAAUGCGCUGAAAUUUUUUCAAGCAUCAUCAAUACGAUCUUGGAUAUCAGUUUGUCCAACGGUAGAGUACCCAACAUGGAUAAAUUGACCAGAGAACUAUUUGGCGCCAGUAACGAAUACCAAGAGAUCUUGGAUGAGAAUAAUGUCGAUAUUUCUUGGGUGGAUAGUAUCGUCUGA